GAGAGAUUCCUGCUUGAGUGUUUUCUCCGUUUAUGAAAUACUCUGGAUGGCUGAUUAUAAGCGCGCAGAAAACACCUCUCAGUCCGCAGAUACUCAGAUGUGCGCCUCUUUGGUGCGAUAAAGCGGAUAUUUUCUUCAUCUUUUUUUUUUCUUUAAUUUUUUUUUAAAAUAUUUGGAGUCACAGCGAAGAGAAGCCACUGCUGACAUUGCUGCAAGAUGAAAUACAAAAACCUGAUGGCCAAAGCAUUGUACGACAACAUGCCGGAGUCCCCGGAGGAGCUGGCCUUCCGGAAAGGGGACAUCCUGACCGUCAUUGAGCAGAACACGGGUGGCCUGGAGGGCUGGUGGCUCUGCUCUCUGCAUGGCCGCCAAGGCAUCGCCCCGGGCAACCGACUGAAGCUGUUGAUUGGGCCGAUGUUCGAGGCCCAAUCACCAACCGCCGCCGCUGCCGGUGCCCAGUCUCCUCCUCAGAGCUCGGCGUAUCAGCAGAAGGCAGGUUCAGGGGCACAGGGGAUCUACCAGGUGCCACCGUCCCUCCAGAGUUCACAACAGAACCAGCAGAGCAUCUACCAGGUUCCUCCAGGAAAAGACAUCUACCAAGUCCCGCCGAGGAGCGCUCUAGCUGCUGAUAACACGCCGAGCAAGGUGGUGACCCCGACCAGAGUGGGACAGUCCUACACCUACAGCCCCGGUCAGCACAACCAGCAGGACCUCUAUGAUGUCCCACCCAUGAGAUCACAGGGGGUGUAUGAUAUCCCACCUGGUCAGAUGUUCUCGGGACAGCAUGGCAGUGCCCGAAACCAGGGAGUCUAUGAUGUGCCCCCGUCUCAAAUGGACCCCAGGACACAAGGCAUUUACGACAUACCUCCCUCCUCACAAGGGGUCUACUCGGUGCCUCCCUGUAGGACCAACCCUGCCCUCCAGGAGGGAAACUAUGAUUUCCCACAGCCUCUCAAGCACAAACAGGAGGGUAUCUACGACAUACCGCCACCUGCCCUCACCAAGUCCACACAGAGCCCCCAGUCCCAUUAUGAUUUCCCCCCCACCGUGGAGCCUGCUGCCCAUCACCAACACCCGAAUGCCAAUGGCAAUGAAGGCAUUUACGACGUACCUCCACCCACCCUUCCCUCAGGGGCAGGGUCUCAGAGUCACAGUGACGUAUACGACGUCCCCCGGGGCAUGCAGCCCUCCCAGCACAAAACCUUGCACGCUGACAGAGACGGAAGCAAAGGCGUGUACGACAUCCCGGCUCAGGAUGCUCGCGCAGUCGGAGACGUGACGGAUGGCGUGAACCGUCUGUCGUUCUCCAGCACCGGCAGCACACGCAGCAGCAUGUCCACCUCCUCGUCCUCCACGGGCUCCAGCUCUGAGGGCCGCCUGACUCUGGACUUGGAUGCUGCUGUGCAGAGGUUGCACCGCCUGCAGCAGGCUAUGGAGGCCUCAGUCGGAGCUUUACACUCCAUGGUGGCAUCCCCUCACUGGAGGACUUUUCCCUUCAUGGAGCGCCAUGCUAACGACGUGCGCACAGUGCUAGACAGGGUCCGGGCGACCCUGGGGGACUUCAUUGUGUUUGGUAGAGGGGCUGCAGCAAACGCUACAGCUCUAUCAGACUCCAGCCUCCACAACAAGCUGAGAAGGCAGCUGGCACGCCUAGAGGACUCACAGCAGAUUCUUUUGCAGAUCUACCAAGUCCUGGAGAAUUGCAACUGGGCUCCGAACAUGCUGGUAUCCUCCACCAGCAGUAAGCAUCACAACAAGAGCGACGACCUGGACCGCUUCGUGAUGGUUUCCAGGACUGUGCCGGAUGACGCCAAGCAGCUGGCCUCCACGAUAGGCAGCUGUGCUGAGCUGCUGUUCAGGCGGACGCACAUGGACGGGUCUUUCUCUAUCGGGAGCACACCUGAUGAGAACAUGAUCCACCGACUCACCUCCCCCUCCUCAGACAAUGACAACUACGGGGGCCCGACUAAACCUUUCCCUGUGCCCUCCAGCCAAGACAAAGACAACAUGAACAACAGUGAGAAGUGUGUAAAAAGCUGGAUGGAGGACUACGACUAUGUACAUCUGCAGGGCAAAGACGACUUUGAACGACAGCAGAAGGAACUGUUGGACAAAGAAAACAUCAUCAAGCAGAGUCAAGUCCAGCUGGGACAGGAACAGAUCAAUCAGUUCAAGAAGCUGGAGCAGGAAGUGAUCAAACCAGUGGAGAACGACAUCUCACAGUGGACGUCACACCAACACUCAGGUAUAACCUCGGCCUCCCCGUCGGACUCCUCCCUGUCACCCACCACUCAUGUGUGCACGCGGGACCGCCAGCUGCUCGGCUUCUACUCCGAGCAGUGUGAGCAGCACUUCGUCACGCUCCUCAGCGCCGUGGACGCCUUCUUCAGCUGUGUCAGUGCCGGGCAGCCUCCCCGCAUCUUUGUGGCGCACAGCAAGUUCGUCAUCCUCAGCGCCCACAAACUGGUCUUCAUCGGAGACACUCUGUCCAGGCAAGCCACAGCUCCCGAGGUGGCCAACAGGGUCAUGAACUCCAGUAACGUGCUGUGUGACUUGUUAAAGACGGUGGUGGCUGCAACCAAGAUGGCUGCCCUGAACUACCCAAACACAGCUGCCAUCCAGGAGAUGGUGGACAGAGUCACUGAUCUCUCACACCACUCACAGCAGUUCAAAGAACAGUUGCUCCAAAUGUCUAAUUUGUGAUUUUCAGCUGUUUCGCUCGUGUACAUUUCACCACAGACACCAUGUGUACAUUAAUCUAGCAUAAAUAUAUAUAUUUACAGUUUAUAUAUAUAUACAUAUAUAUAUAUAUUGCUCUACAUCUUUAAGCCUGUUUUGAAUGUUGUAAAUACUGUCUGUUCUGUAAAUAUUUGCUCUAUUUUUGUGUAGAUUGUUUUAUAUUAUGGUAUGACUAUAUAUGUAGAUGCAGUAUUGGUGUCUGUAGGAUCAUGUGGACAUUUUUCAUAACAUUCCUGUUGCAUAUUACGAAGCACCUUAUGAGAUGUCCUGUUGUUUAAAUUUCACCUGUAGACUGUCGUCGAUGUGUUUUACUGCUGGGUGUGUGACAGUAAAUCUUGUAAAUCGUGUUGAUGUCGAUGUGUGUUUGUGUGUGGUUUCUCCACAG
Scomber scombrus (Atlantic mackerel) is the source of this 3124-nucleotide messenger RNA. It is a transcript of the gene nedd9, whose product is annotated as neural precursor cell expressed, developmentally down-regulated 9. Gene Ontology annotation, biological process: cell surface receptor protein tyrosine kinase signaling pathway; cell migration. Lineage: Eukaryota; Metazoa; Chordata; Actinopteri; Scombriformes; Scombridae. Gene Ontology annotation, molecular function: protein binding. The coding region runs from base 217 to 2703 and encodes 828 amino acids. Gene Ontology annotation, cellular component: cytoplasm; plasma membrane. The transcript is spliced from 7 exons. The record is from RefSeq and is a predicted model, not a curated record.